This is a messenger RNA of Lasiosphaeria miniovina, 1212 nucleotides long. RefSeq lists its product as uncharacterized. The coding region runs from base 1 to 1212 and encodes 403 amino acids. The record is from RefSeq and is a predicted model, not a curated record. The transcript has 2 exons. Lineage: Eukaryota; Fungi; Ascomycota; Sordariomycetes; Sordariales; Lasiosphaeriaceae.
AUGCUGUUUAAACCCCUCGCCAUCGCGGCCGCUGGCCUUUUGGCCGCUCCUGCCGUGAACGCAUUCCUCCUGCCCCCCGAGCUGACCGAGGCCGACCUCCGCAUCGUCGAUCCCCGUCCUUUGGAUGCGGCGGCGUCUGUCCCCAGCAUUCAGGAAAAGCAUGUCGUCAAGCUUGAAUGCCCGGGGUGUCCUCUCGUAUUGGGUCCGCACGUCACGGCCGAGAGCAAGCCGAACCACCUCGAGCUAUCCUUCACCGUCGACCACCAGCCCACGCACGACCGCCUUCUCCUAAACGGCUUCGAGCUGUAUCCCGUGGCAGACCCCAUGCACAACAUCCUCGCCGCACCCCAGGUCCUUGACCGGAGGAACAACAAGAAGGCGCGCAAGGAUGCCAAGAAGAACAAGGAGGAGGCCCUCGCCAGCCAUCACAAGUUCCGGCGCCCCAACCCGAAGCUCAUUCGGCCGGCGCUGCCCCUUGGCUUCGGCCUCGAGGUCCAUGCUCCCAUCAAGGACACGGCCACCGGGCUCGAGCUCAUCGCCAUCGACCUGGACAUCAUCGAGAUCGGCACCGUCUUCAUGGACGGCAUCCCCAGCGUCCACGUCAAGCUCAUCAAGCAGGCCGACGGCCGGCUCCUGGUCCACAGCAUCGAGAAGAGCGACCCCGUGACGUCGCUGAGCUCGGCGCCCUCCGAGUGCGUCACCGUGCUGUGCAGGUGGAUGGCUGCCGUCCACGACAAGAUCCAGGGCAUGAAGGCGUCCAAGCCCAGGCCCUGCCACGGCAACAAGGCUGGAGCCGCCGCCGCCGUCAUGCCCGUGCCUGAGGCUGUUGCGCCCGCCGAGCCCGCCGAGCCCGCGCCAGACUUCGAGGCCAUGCCGAUCCCGCACCAUCGCAAGCACAGCUGGGGCCAGUUGUUUAAGAGCAUUGCCUCGCACAUCCUGCUGCCCGUUCUCAUUGGCAUCGUCGCUGGCGUGAGCGUGAGCCUCGUUGGCAUGGUUGUUGGCACAUUGAUCGUGUCUCUGUGGCGCAGAUUCUUCCGCCGCCCGUCGAGCAGCAGCAGCAGCGGCCACCGCCGGCACCAUUCUCACCACAGCCACCACCGCGCCUCCCUCAAGGAAGCCGUCAUUGCCGAGGAGAAGGCUGGCCUGAUGGAGUACCAGGAGAAGCCCUCUCCGUACCAGGACGAGGUUGACCCGAUUAAGACGGUUGUCUAA